Felis catus (domestic cat) is the source of this 2391-nucleotide messenger RNA. It is a transcript of the gene SELENOO, whose product is annotated as selenoprotein O. The transcript is spliced from 9 exons. Lineage: Eukaryota; Metazoa; Chordata; Mammalia; Carnivora; Felidae. The record is from RefSeq and is a predicted model, not a curated record.
GGGACUUCCGCCGCAGCGGCCCCGCGGAUGGCCGCUCUCAGGGCUGCGCUCGGGGCUUUGCUCGCGGCAGCCCGUGUCCGGUCGCCGCCCCUGGGCCAGCGCCCGCCGCGGGCGCCCUGCUCCGCCUCGGCCGCCGCACGCGGCGCUGCCAUGGAGCCGGCGCCCCGCUGGCUGGCGGGUCUGCGCUUCGACAACCGCGCCCUGCGCGCGCUGCCCGUGGAGACGCCGCCGCCCGGCCCCGAGGGCGCCCCGUCCGCGCCGCGGCCCGUGCCGGGGGCCUGCUUCAGCCGCGUGCGGCCCGCGCCGCUGCGCCAGCCGCGCCUCGUGGCGCUGUCGGAGCCCGCGCUGGCGCUGCUGGGCCUGGGCGCGCCGCCCGCCGACGCCGCCGCCCGCGAGGCGCGCGAGGCCGAGGUCGCGCUCUUCUUCAGCGGCAACGCGCUGCUGCCGGGCGCCGAGCCCGCCGCGCACUGCUACUGCGGCCACCAGUUUGGCCAGUUCGCGGGGCAGCUGGGCGACGGCGCCGCCAUGUACCUGGGCGAGGUGUGCACGGCGGCCGGCGAGCGCUGGGAGCUGCAGCUCAAGGGCGCCGGCCCCACGCCCUUCUCCAGACAGGCUGACGGCCGCAAAGUCCUGCGGUCGAGCAUCCGAGAGUUCCUGUGCAGUGAGGCCAUGUUCCACCUGGGCAUCCCCACCACGCGGGCCGGGGCCUGCGUCACAUCCCAGUCCACAGUUGUCCGCGACGUGUUCUAUGAUGGUAAUCCAAAAUAUGAAAAGUGCACGGUUGUGUUGCGUAUAGCUUCCACUUUUCUAAGGUUUGGAUCCUUUGAGAUUUUUAAGUCUGCAGAUGAGCACACAGGGCGCGAGGGCCCCAGUGUGGGGAGGAAUGACAUUCGAGUACAGAUGCUGGACUAUGUGAUCGGCACGUUUUAUCCCGAGAUCCAGGCCGCUCACGCCGACAACAGCGUGCAAAGGAAUGCGGCCUUCUUCCGGGAGGUGACCCGUCGCACGGCCCGGAUGGUGGCCGAGUGGCAGUGUGUGGGCUUCUGCCACGGCGUGCUCAACACGGACAACAUGAGCAUCGUGGGGCUCACCAUCGACUACGGGCCCUUUGGGUUCCUGGACAGGUACGACCCUGACCACGUGUGCAAUGCCUCGGACAACGCCGGGCGCUACGCAUACAGCAAGCAGCCCGAAGUGUGCAAAUGGAACCUGCAGAAGCUGGUUGAGGCCCUGGAGCCCGAGCUGCCCCGCGAGCUGGGUGAGGCCAUCCUGGCGGAGGAGUUUGACGCCGAGUUCCGCCGGCACUAUCUGCAGAAGAUGCGCAGGAAGCUGGGCCUCGUGCGUGCCGAACUGGAGGACGAUGGAGUGCUGGUGGCCAAGCUCCUGGAGACCAUGCACCUAACCGGUGCCGACUUCACAAACACCUUCCACUUGCUGAGCUCCUUCCCAGUUGGGCCAGAGCCCCAGGGCAUGCCCGAGUUCCUGGAUGCGCUGACCGCACAGUGUGCCUCCCUGGAAGAGCUGAAGCUCGCCUUCCGACCCCAGAUGGAUCCCCGGCAGCUCUCCAUGAUGCUGAUGCUGGCGCAGUCGAACCCUCAGCUCUUUGCGCUCAUCGGCACCCGAGCCAACGUCACCAAGGAGCUGGAGCGCGUGGAACAGCAGUCGCGGCUGGAGCAGCUGAGCUCGGCUGAGCUUCUGAGCAGGAACAGGAGCCACUGGGCCAACUGGCUCCAGGAGUACAGAGCCCGGCUGGAGAAGGACAGGGAGGGCGCCGGCGACAGUGACACCUGGCAGGCCGAGCGCCUGCGCGUCAUGCGUGCUAACAACCCCAAGUACGUCCUGCGGAACUACAUCGCACAGAAUGCCAUCGAGGCUGCCGAGAACGGAGACUUCUCAGAGGUGCGGCGGGUGCUGAAGCUCCUGGAGGCCCCCUACCACAGGGAAGGCGAGGCUGCUGAGGUCCUGGAGGCCGAGGGGGCCGGCGGGGCACACGGCGGGGGACGCUCCUACAGCAGCAAGCCCCCGCUGUGGGCGGCAGAACUGUGUGUGACGUGAUCCUCGUAACUGCCUCGGAGGCCUCCACACGUGGAGCCCCCGAGGCCUCGAGCCCCACAGAGUCCUUGAGGCGGUGGGCGCCCAGCGGGCAACCCCACGCCCCGUCUCUCCAUGACGGCCGAGACGUCCAGUCAGGACCUGACCCGUCUCUGUCUGACACAGACUCAGCAGCCCCGCCCCACGCUCAGCGCGCUCCCCACGAAAGCCGCUUGGUGCGAGGACAGGAGGUGCGACAGGAGCUCAGCAGGGGGAAGCAGGCCCAGGUGGGCAGAGCGGCCCCAGCCCCUACCUACCGGGCAGACACGGUCCCCAAAUAAACCAGCAGCUUCCCCGGCC